This is a messenger RNA of Prunus dulcis (almond), 1305 nucleotides long. RefSeq names its product senescence-induced receptor-like serine/threonine-protein kinase. The coding region runs from base 1 to 1305 and encodes 434 amino acids. The transcript has 9 exons. The record is from RefSeq and is a predicted model, not a curated record. Gene Ontology annotation, molecular function: ATP binding; protein binding; protein kinase activity. NCBI's taxonomy places the organism in Eukaryota, Viridiplantae, Streptophyta, Magnoliopsida, Rosales, Rosaceae. Gene Ontology annotation, biological process: protein phosphorylation.
AUGUCACUCUCAGACCAGGGUUUCAGUUUAAUCCCAUUUGAGUCUUGGCAUUUGAAGUUACAAUGCACUCACAGGGACUUGUCCUCCAGUGGAUUAAGAGGCCAGAUAUCUCCUUUUAUAGCCAAUCUCUCAAUGAUACAAGCUUUGGAUUUAUCAAACAACAACUUGACAGGACCAAUUCCAGACUUUUUGUCUCACAUGCCAAAUUUAACUGUCCUAAACUUGGGGCAAAACAAGCUCAGAGGCCAAGUUCCAGCACGGCUCAUUGAUAGAAAUAAAACUGAUGGGCUAUCAUUGAGUCUCUGUGAAAAUCCAAAUCUAUCCAAAUUCGGACAUGUUUCUUGCAAAUCAAGGAAGAAGCACAAUGUUGUUAUCCCCGUGGUAGUAUCCAGUGUUGGAACUAUCAUCCUCUUAUUAACUGUAGCAGCUAUCUGGUGGAGAUGUAAAAGUGAAGAAAUAGAUGAGCCAAUCGAGCCAUGGGGUAGAAAAUUUACAAAAUCAGAGAUCGACAAGAUUACCAGCAAUUCUACACUAAUUGGGCGAGGCGGAUUUGGAGAAGUCUACCAUGGCACUCUGGAAAAUGAUACUCAAGUUGCUGUGAAAAUACUUGAUUUAUCAUCAAGUCAAGGCUCAGAAGAAUUUCAAAAUGAGGUAGAUUUAUUGAUGAGAGUUCACCAUAGAAACUUGGUUUCUCUAAUUGGCUACUGUGACGAAGGUGACACUAUGGCGCUUAUUUACGAAUACAUCGCGAAUGGAAAUUUGCAACAGCAUAUAUCAGGCUUGACUUGGAAGCAGAGACUUCAGGUUGCAGUAGAUGCAGCACGAGGAUUGGAAUAUCUGCAUGAUGGUUGCAAACCGCCAACACUGCACAGAGAUUUGAAGCCUUCCAACAUCUUGUUAACUGAGACGUUGCAAGCCAAGAUAGCGGACUUCGGAAUUUCUAAAGCUCUUGCAACUGAUUCUGCCACUCAUGCAUUAACAGACCUCAGAGGAACAUAUGGGUACCUGGAUCCUGAAUAUUGCACAACUGGACAGCUCACCAGAAAGAGUGAUUCAUACAGCUUUGGGAUUGUGUUGCUAGAGCUUAUAACUGGCAGACCAGCAAUAAUAACAGAAUUAGAAACUGUACAUGUUAACGUAUCUGAUUGGGUGAGGGCUAAAUUUGAGAGAAUGGAAAUUGAAAGCAUAGUGGAUUCGAGAGUACAAGGGACAUACAAGUAUUCUUCUGCACAGAAAGCUAUAGAAACUGCCUUGGCUUGUGUAUCUAAAACACCAACAGAAAGGCCAGAAAUAAGUCGUGUAUGA